Molecule: messenger RNA, 2577 nt
Organism: Schizosaccharomyces cryophilus OY26
Lineage: Eukaryota; Fungi; Ascomycota; Schizosaccharomycetes; Schizosaccharomycetales; Schizosaccharomycetaceae
Product: inner membrane protein Mdm31
Exons: 2
Coding region: 401-2119 (572 amino acids)
Biological process (GO): mitochondrion inheritance
Cellular component (GO): mitochondrial inner membrane
Source: RefSeq, a predicted model, not a curated record
CAGAAUAUAUUUACCGUGAAUCAGGGCUCUCCAAAACUUGUCAUUGAACGAACUUGCUGAAACCCGGUUUCAAAGACAAAACUAGUAGUAUAGAAUCAAGCUCCUUUUUGAAACCUCUACAUAAACUUGCUACUAAAGUUAUCGUUUACCUCGCGCGUUUUUCUGCUGGAAAAAGUGAAAAAUUACAUUUUUCAUUCUUUUUACAAUUGAAUUGAUCAUUCAUUUGCAUGUUAACUUGCAAAUCUGUAAUUGACAUCCUUUACCACUCCGUAUACGUUUUUCUCCAAGAGUCAUCUCAUCUACUCUAUUCUUGAGUUUUUCUGUUAUUAACCGAGGAAAACAGUCUUCUUAUGAUCGAAACAUAUCCAGAUAGCUAAUUUUAUCUGAUAAAUUCUAGUUGAUGCUUAUACCUAUUGUAAAGUCAUCUGCGAGACUUGUGCAAUCUCACGGACAUUGGUUAGCUCCUGUUAUUACUUAUUCGUCAACUUUAUAUGGAUUAGGAGUCAACAGAAAUUGUCGCCAGCUGUCUACGUCUAACGCAACUCAUUCCGUUCGAUAUGUAAAGAAUGACCGAAAGUUUCUUCCUACCGACCAGGCUCUCGGUACCAUACGUUUGCAGAAGGGCUGUCAAAAAUUACAAGGAUGCUUUCGUUUGUACUCCACAAAAAUCCCUUCAGAACAGCGUUUACCUCCUCCGUCACCUGCUGCCUCAUUGAAACCACCAAAGAAACCAUUGCUUUCACGGGCUUUUCUUAAGAUAAAGAAUGUUCUUUUUAGGCAAAACAAAUUUCUAACAAUUGAUAAUGUUACAGCUUUCUUCAGCUGGUGGCUCGUCAGCCACAUUGUUUGGAUUAUCCUUGGAACGACUACUUUCUUUUCUUUAUUGUUAUACACACUCAAUACAGUGUCGGCUCAAGAGUAUUUUGGGAAAUGGAUUGGACAAUUAAUGACAAAAAACACGGGUUUUGAGGUUGUCUUUGAGAACGCUAUUGUUCCUAAUUGGAGAAAGGGUCUUAUCACAUUUAACAAAAUUCAAGUACGAAGGAGGCCAGAGGCUUCAUCCAAGAAUUUACACAAUCCAUCAGAUAAGCCAAACUACGAAAAAGAAUUUAUGGCCUUGCGCCAGAGCUACGAUUCCACGUCCUCGGUCACUGAAGACAUUGCUUUAUUGAAGCAAGGAAACUAUACCCAAUUUGAUUUAUCCAUAGAUAAGGCAGAUGUUUCUUUUAGUUUUGCAAGGUUCCUGAAUGGAAAAGGAAUCGUCAAGGAGCUCGUCCUAAGUGGAGUCCGCGGCGUCGUUGAUCGAAGGUUUGUGCAAUCAGAUGUUUCUAUAGACCCCAGAUCAUACCGAAGACAACAUAAUUGGGGAGAUUUUGAAAUUGAACGCUUCAAGUUGGAAGAUUUACGAGUUACGCUUAUGCAACCUGACAAUUUUAGGCAGUUUCCUGUCAGCGUUUUCUUUUGCGAGCUUCCCAAGCUCAGGAAGCAAUGGUUGUUUUAUGAUGUAAUGAAUGCUACGAAUUUAACGGGAAGCUUUGACAACAGCAUGUUUACGGUACACAGAUUGCAGCUCAAGCCGUAUUCACCUUAUAUGAAGCCGUACGAACAAUCGCCAGACAUGCGACAUAGCAGGCUUCGAAUUGAUAAUCUAGCUAUUGAUCAUUUGAAUCGAGGGGUUUCAGGAGCUUUCGGGUGGAUUAAUGAUGGAUCAGUUGACUUUUCAGUAAAUAUUUCUUGUCCUCAAGAGCCUGCGAAAAGCAUAAUUAAGCGUUAUUUCCAUCAGGUUUUAAUGAAUGCGAAAUUAACAGAGAAGAAAGAAGAUCCAGUUCCAGAUGUACAUUUUGAUGUUGAUGUUCAAUUGCAUAAUCCGAAAGCGGCUAUACCCAUUUUCACGAAUCAAAUGGGUUAUGUAAAUAAUGCUUUACUUCGACCAAUUGUCGCUUACAUUAAUUCUACCCGUACUUUUAUUCCUAUCAUGUGUCAUUUAUCAAAACCGUUGUCAGACUUUGAUGGAAGCUGGACCAUUUAUGAUAGUGGUGUACUGCAAGAAAUAUCUUCGCAGGUAAGUUUGACCCUAUUUGUGUCUGUUAAGACAAAAUUGUUCCCAAGGAGUUCAUAGGACAUUGGAGGUAUAUGAUUCGUUUGCAGAAGACGUGGUAAACCAGGAACUUCGCAGGAAAAGAAUUCGAAAAGUUGGAUACUGGAGUUUACAACGUAUCCUACAUCUCAUCCUAUUAUCUUUGCAGGAAUUAGCUCCUAGUCCAGCCCCUUUAUCAAAUACCUCUUAGCUGUAUGACAUUACGAAUGUAGGGGCAUUUAAUGAUGAAAAAGAUUGCCUAACAGAAACCUCAAGAAGAGUUUUUAGAGGAAAUACGAAUCUCCUUCUUGAGGUUUUCAUUCUGUAUGUUAUAUAAUAAUUUUGUUUUCUAGUUUUUUGAUCAAUCUUAUUUAUUAUUCAUAUCCAUGAUAACCUUUGCUCUGUAUGUGGAGAUUAUAUUCUACCGGAUUACGAUCACUUUUGUACGCUCCUUGGUGGAUGAUUAUAAGAAAAAAAAAGAAAAGAAAUGGGUAGUCCGG